AUGGGAGUAUGGAAAGGAUGGGACAUGGACAGGGAGUACUGUCAACCAACAUCAUCAAAGGUCCUAGUGGAGGACCUAGUAACAGAUAAGGAUGAUGAAAAACAUUUUAGAGACUACCACAUACACCCAGAGUCGGCAGAAAACCAAGACAAUGAACCUGCGAGAAAGGGCAGGAGAUUCUGGGAUUGGCCUACCAUGCAAACCCAUAGAGAUUGGCCUGGAGACCAUAGGAUGCCAGACGAGUGGAAUAUGAUGAUAAAGGACAUGUGGGGACUAAAAGGGGACCAGGCUAGGGGAAUCCCGACUGAGACGAUUGGACCCAUAGAAUUCACAAGAACCAGAUACCCAAAUGAGAGUGAACGGUGCUCAAUACAGGACGGAUUGAGUAUAGCCCCAGAUUGGGGUACAGCAGAAAGCACACGGAUAGCUGCGAUGAUUGAGAAGAAUGAAGAUCGGAAUCACCGGAAGCCAAAGAAACCGGACAAGGACCGUAAGGGCAAGCAUCGCCAGACGGUUUUCUUGGAGGAUGAUAUCCCAGCACUGAAACAAGCAUGGUAUGAAGAGUAUGAGGAAUUGCUACAAGGUGUACCAGAGACAAUGCUGCCAUUUUGA
Desarmillaria tabescens is the source of this 612-nucleotide messenger RNA. RefSeq lists its product as uncharacterized. Bases 1 to 612 code for a protein of 203 amino acids. The transcript has a single exon. Lineage: Eukaryota; Fungi; Basidiomycota; Agaricomycetes; Agaricales; Physalacriaceae. The record is from RefSeq and is a predicted model, not a curated record.